Molecule: messenger RNA, 507 nt
Organism: Cydia splendana
Lineage: Eukaryota; Metazoa; Arthropoda; Insecta; Lepidoptera; Tortricidae
Exons: 1
Coding region: 1-507 (168 amino acids)
Source: RefSeq, a predicted model, not a curated record
AUGCACGAGGAGCUGGGCGAGUGGAAGCCGUCGGAGUUCCUGCGCCACCUCCAGGGCCUAGCGGGCGUCAGCGUGGACGAAGAUUUUAUGAAGACCAUGUGGAUCGGCCGCCUGCCGCACGGAAUCCAAACUGUGUUGGCCGGGCAACCCAGCACAGCGACGCUAGAAGCCCUGGCUGACCUGGCGGAUAGGGUCAACGACCUAGCUUCAGCGACGCCACGCGUGGCAGCCGUCGGCAACGCAGUACCCGGCUCAGUGAUCAGCGACCUCGCCAAAGAACUGGCGGAACUUCGGCGGGAGCUUCGGGAGUUGAAGACUGGACCUGGUCGAACCUCCAGAUCCCGCACCUCAUCCGCGCGAGGCAGCCGCAGCAGCUCCAGGCAACGCUCCGAAUCGAAUUAUAGAAAAUACCCAACAUGCUGGUAUCAUAGCAAAUUCGGAGAGAAAGCCAGCAGGUGCACCCGCCCAUGUGACUACUCUUCGGAAAACGCGAAGGGCGGUCGAUAA